UCUUGAGUACAUGCAUUUUCGGUUUUGAUAUUUUGCCAAAAAAAGGAACAACACUGUCUGUCACUGACUUGCCACUAAGUAUUGCUUGUAAUAUCCUGGGAUGAUUUUUUAUCCAAUAACAGUGAAAAAGGGUGUCUUAACAAAAAAAAGAGAAAAACUGCUAAAGAAAAUAGAUAUUUCAGGAAAGAAAAGAAAAUGGGAAAAACUGAUAAAGUAUGUAGAUGACAAUGAAGAAUUGGCUAAUUCUACUAGGUCUGUGAGAGAAAACAAAGAGACCACUCUUAAUACACCACUUCAUUAUGCUGCACUUGGAUCUGCCCCUAAGGAUGUUUUUAAAAAAUUGCUUAAAAAAGGAUCUGCUAAAUGCCUCAAGAAUUCUGCUGGGGAGACAGCGUAUGACAUUGGCGUGAAGUCGCAGCUCCCUCAAGAUGUAUUGGAUUUGAUUAAAAUUCCACAAGAAAUAAAACAGAAAGAAAAAAUGAUACAGAAAUUUGAAGAGGGCUUACAUAAACUUAUCAUGGAGAGAGUUGAUAAUUUGAUAAACGAAAAUAAGGAGGUUCUUCCUCAAGUCGCAUAUUUGUUUGAGAAGGGUAGCUUUCACUACAUGGUGCCAAUGAUGUAUGGUGGAUUCAAUGUUGAGAGAAAAGGAGAAAAUACCAUCCGAGUCUCUAGUUUUAUAAGGGUAUAUGAAGGAAGUGGACAAAGACAUGAAAUUGACAGUGAGGGAAAUGUGAAACUGACGGAAGACGGAUACUGUUAGGAUCUGAAUAUACUGAAUGUAAUUUAUUUCUCAAAACUUUUGGCUCACUUAUAGAGGCUAAAGUGAGCUCUUCAGAUCAAAGAUUUGCUAGUUCUGUGAUUACAUACAUGUCAUAUCGUAUAUAUGUGUAAAUGUGUGGCUGAAACUAUCCACUGUGAGGUUUUUUUUCAGAACAACAUUUGAGUUUUUUUUCAACAUUUGAGGUCAAACUAGUUUUUAAAGUAGUGUAAAUUGAGUUUUCAUAUUCUAUUAUUUUUUGGAUUUGGUGGGGAUAAGAAUGAUUGCACGCUAAACAUUUGACAUAACAACUUUUAUGCUGAAUUAUAUAUUAGUGUAAGGUUGUGGGAAACAAAAUAACUGAUAUGAAAUCUUGUUGCAUGUAUGUAUUCUUUAUCAAUACUGUAUUUAAGUCCUCCAACUUAGUUUGGGUCACUAGAAGAAAUGUCGUUGUAAAGGACUUGGAACAAUUGCAUUGUUUUGCCUUCUUAUCCUGUUGAAUUAAGAAAAAAAGCUUUUAUUUUCCAAUUAAAUUUUGGAUCUAAAUAGAUAAUUGUAUCAAUUUU
This is a messenger RNA of Saccostrea cuccullata (small rock oyster), 1323 nucleotides long. RefSeq lists its product as uncharacterized. The record is from RefSeq and is a predicted model, not a curated record. Bases 101 to 760 code for a protein of 219 amino acids. The transcript has 2 exons. NCBI's taxonomy places the organism in Eukaryota, Metazoa, Mollusca, Bivalvia, Ostreida, Ostreidae.